AUGGACAAUUCAAUUUCAAUGUAUCCUGUGAAUAAUCAGCAUUCAUUGUUUAUGAAUAAAACUGAUUUAUUAUUAUCUCCGGAAAGCAAUUCAUCAUCAUCAUCAUCAUGUGUAACUUGUCAUUUUCAACCAAAUAAUUAUUCCACUGUGACAACAUUCAAUUCAUCUUAUGCAAAUGAAAUGAAUAUGAAUUAUUCUACAAGUCAUCAAAUGUCAUCAAAUUCAACCAACUCACCUGAAACAUCACUAUUUACAAGAAAUAAUGUAUUUGAUUUAAAAGACAUUAGAAAUUCAAGUUUUUAUUCUGAAUCCAAUUUAUUGUCAUCAUCUGUUGAGUCGGCUUCUUUCUCCUCGACAACUUCAAUGUCAUCGUCAUCGUCCUCAUCGAGAUCAGGAACAGUGACAGCAUCAAAUUCAACGGAUGAAUUACCUUCUAUUCAAAUUCCAAUGUUACUUUCAUCUACUACUACUACAUUUGAAGUUAAUCCAGGUAAUACGCCUACUUCGAUGACAUCUAUCACAACAAUCAGCAAUAAUAAUAAUAAUAAUAAUGCGUAUGAUCUAAUGAAAUCAUCUGCUGAUAUGCAAAAUUUAUACAUGAAUCCAAUGAACUGUCACUACAAUAAUAAUAAUAAUAAUCAUAAUGAUGAUGACGGUGAUUUAGUCAAUUCAGAUAGUUCUAAUCCAUUGCAUACAUUGAAUUAUUCAAAUCUUAUUAGUUAUCCAUCAGAUAAUAAUAAUAAUAAUAAUAAUGAACAUUAUCAUCAACAUCAUCGAUUAGAUGAUUAUCCUCCGUGUUAUCAUCAAUCGAAUCAUGCAAGUCGACAUCAAAUGCCUAAUGCAUUAGACAAUGCAAAAUCACCAGAAUUCUCUUUACAUGAUUUCUACUGGAACACUGAAUCGAAUAAAAAGUCACAAUUAUCAUGUAGUGUUGACAAACCAACUAAUUCAUUUACAACAACAACAACAACUAUGAUGCUGAAUAGAAAUAAUCACACCAAUUAUUCAUUUGAUAAUCAGAAUUCUACUGUAAAUAAAUCCGAACUAUAUAAUUUAGAACAAUCGAUCACUGAUAUUAAUCAUUAUUCGAAAUUAUUAAAUUUAUCAACACAUCCAUUUAUUGAGUAUAAAAAUAAAUUUAAAACAAACAUAAUGCAACAGGAAUUGAAAAUUGAUUCCCAAUCGUCAUGUUCAGCGGCAUCAUCGGUUUUCUCUUCCGAAUCGAUUUCGUCCACAUCAUCCUCAUCAUCAACAGCAUCAACAGCAUCAACUUCUGUUACAUCAGCAGUAAUACAAACAAUGUCAUCAAUAUUAUUGGAUCAAGCAUCGAAUAACUGUAUGUAUAAUUUAAAAAAUCAAAAUGAAACACUUCCAAUCAUACACCCGGAUCCAUAUUCUCAAACAACAACAACAACAACAACAACAUUAUGGUCGAAUUUAGAUUUAUCCAUUGCUUCAAAUGCUAAUCGUAACAACACUACUACUAAUCGAAAAUUGAAAACAACUCAUGUUAUUAUGGAUUAUGAUAAACAUGAUUUUAAUCAUGAUAAGAAUAAUGAUCUCAUGGAAUCGAAUAAUCAACUGGAACAAUUAAAACAAAAUUUUGCUGAAUAUAAAUGUGAUUUGAAUAAAACUGUACAAAAAUCGACUUAUCCAAUUGCUUUAUCAUUAAGUGAUAAUAUGAACGCCACAAUUAAUGCAACAUGUGAUGAUAAAUUGAAACAACGUAAUACAACUACACUAUGGAAUAAUCAUUAUGAUUACAAAUAUACAGAUUAUGAAACAAUGUUAACAUCUAAUCAACCUUAUUUCAAUUUAUCAACUGAUUUGAAUGCAAUUCAUCAACAACAAUCAAGUAUGAAACAGAAUGAAAUGAAUUACAUAAAUGCAGUGAAUAGUGAACAUUUAACUUAUUCAAACGAGAAUAAUCCAAUGACAACACAAAGUCCAUUUGGUGAUUUCGACAUUAUACCAUAUUUGAAUAGACAUCAUCAUCAUCAUCAACAGCAACAGCAGGAGCAGCAUGAUUAUUAUUCACCUCGCAUGAAAUUGUCAUCAUUUUUACUGUCCGAUUUCAAUGACGAAUAUACUGAUCGUCGUAAUGAUAAUAAUAAUAAUAAUAAUAAUUUUUCAGAUGAUUUAAAAAAUCAUGAAUCCAGUGUAAUUCAGAUGAAUAAGUUGAAUUAUUCUACGACUGCUGCUACUGCUACUACUCCUACACCUAUUACUACAGCCACAAUCACAACAACUACAACCACUACAACAGCAACAACAAGUACUACUACUAUUACUACUACUAGUAGUAGUAGUAGUACAACUAAUGAUAUCACCAAGUUAUCUCUUAAUAAUAAUAUGGUUAAUCGUGAUCUAUUUGAUAAAUACACUCAUGAAUUAUAUAACAGUCCGGAUAAUAAUAAUAAUAAUAGUCCAUAUUCUAUGUAUACUAAUGACAAUUAUUCACAAAUAUCGAAUUAUCCUUUUUAUAUCAGUGCAACAAAUUUUUCAAAUAUCGAUUUUGACAAAAUGAAUCAUGAUUUAUCAAGUAGUAAUACAAUAGUACAAGAUCAAUUACAGUUCAACCGUUUAUCAGUCGACACUCAUGAUCAACUUGUUGAUACACAUCCUCCUCCUCAUCAUAAUCAUCAUCAUCUUCAUCACCUUCAUCAUCAUCCACAUUCUUAUUCUCAUGUUGAUUCUGUAUUGCAUCCACCUUAUCAUCUCCAACAUCAUUCAGAUCAAUACGCGUUAACGGACUUCCAUUCAGAGUGUACAACGAAUACAAUGAAUUAUUGUUCAUUAACUAAUGAAGCCAACAAUCAUUACAAUGUCUCUUCUUUAUCUCUGCCAUCAACAUCUUCAGCUUCGCCGCCGCCGACGCCGCCGCCACCUCCACCACCAACAACAACAACAACCAUGAUAUCAGAGUUCUGUGUAAAUCAUUCCAAUACAACGAUACCUUAUAAAUAUACACCAAAUAAUCUGUAUAUGAUGAAUUCAUAUGAUCCAAUGAUAUUUUUACAAGAAAUGAAUUUAGAAGCGAUCAAUUCAAAUCUUUCAAGUAGAAUUCAUUGUACUAAUCACAAACAUAAUAAUAAUAACAGUACUAAUAAUAAUAAUACUAUUACUUCCUCUACUAUGCACACAACAACCACUAGUAAUAAUCAUAACAGCAAUAAUAAUAAUAAUAAAACUAUUAAUACACAUAUUUUAACAAAUAAUCAUUGUACAACUAAACGUCAUGUCAAUGAACAGUUUAACCGUCAAACAAAUACAUACAAUUUGUUAGAACAAUCAAAUAAUUUUCUAAUGGCUGCUGCUGCUGUUGCAGCCGUCGCUGCCGGUUCCACACCGAAUGAUUUAAACAUGUCCACAGGCAAUCAAAUCCGCCGUCAACGUCGUGAGCGUACAACAUUUACUCGACAUCAGUUAUCAAUGUUGGAAGAAUUAUAUUCUAAAACACGUUAUCCUGAUGUUUAUAUUCGUGAAGAAUUAGCUUUAAAAUUACGUUUACCUGAAUCACGUGUACAAGUAUGGUUUAAAAAUCGUCGAGCAAAAGGUCGUAAUCAACAACGACAAAAUUCAACGGUUGUUGAAAAUAAUAAUUUAAAAUAA
This is a messenger RNA of Schistosoma turkestanicum, 3612 nucleotides long. NCBI's taxonomy places the organism in Eukaryota, Metazoa, Platyhelminthes, Trematoda, Strigeidida, Schistosomatidae. The record is from the annotation of a GenBank genome assembly.